AUGGCCUCUACAAGGCAACAUCUGACAGACAGUCUACAAUGUCCAAUCUGCAAGGAUCUUCUCACCAAGCCGAAGCUUCUACCUUGCUCACACACAUUCUGUGAAGGUUGUCUAACCCAAGUCCACUCAACUCAAGCUUGGCGUGAUCAGAUACCGUGCCCUGUGUGUCGCUCUGUUGCCCACGUGUCCAACAACAACGUAUCAUACUUUCCAACCAAUCAAAUUGCCAAGUCCCUUGUAGAAGAUAUCAAAGAGAGAUCGGACAAGAAGAGAUCGACAGACUCAACAUCCUCUGGCCAACGUUGCACCGUGUGUGAUGAUGAUGAUGAUCAAGGACUUGCUACCUUUUACUGUCAGCAUUGUUCAGAAUUUCUCUGCGACUCUUGUCUUGAGCAGCACAAUAGGUUUAGGAAGAAUGUCUUCCACAAGCUCGUUAGUGCUAGAGACAUCGCAUCAGGAGAAAUCAGAAUACAACUUGCGUGUCCAGAACAUCCUCGAGAACUGCAGCAGUUCGCGUGUAUCACAUGUUUGGUUCGCACCUGCUGUAGGUGUUUGGAAGUGGGUCAUCAGCAUGACGGGCAUGAGAUCGUCGGAAUUGAACAGUGUGACAAGUGGCUCAAAGAAGUAGUUGAUUCUUUGCCGGAAGAAGUAAACAGAAAACUGCUCUGA
Messenger RNA from Strongylocentrotus purpuratus (purple sea urchin), 669 nucleotides. RefSeq names its product E3 ubiquitin-protein ligase TRIM56-like. Gene Ontology annotation, molecular function: zinc ion binding; ubiquitin-protein transferase activity. Gene Ontology annotation, cellular component: chromatin; nucleoplasm. The record is from RefSeq and is a predicted model, not a curated record. Gene Ontology annotation, biological process: positive regulation of DNA-templated transcription. Bases 1 to 669 code for a protein of 222 amino acids. NCBI's taxonomy places the organism in Eukaryota, Metazoa, Echinodermata, Echinoidea, Camarodonta, Strongylocentrotidae. The transcript has a single exon.